Molecule: messenger RNA, 1162 nt
Organism: Xenopus laevis (African clawed frog)
Lineage: Eukaryota; Metazoa; Chordata; Amphibia; Anura; Pipidae
Gene: ccl20.L
Product: C-C motif chemokine ligand 20 L homeolog
Exons: 4
Coding region: 32-328 (98 amino acids)
Biological process (GO): immune response; cell chemotaxis
Cellular component (GO): extracellular region
Molecular function (GO): chemokine receptor binding; chemokine activity
Source: RefSeq, a predicted model, not a curated record
AAUACACUCAAAAUCAGACAAGGCAACAAACAUGUCUUGUGCCAGAGAUCUGUGUGUGCUGUACCUGGUGGCCCUUGGACUACUUUGCCUGAUCAGUGCCGGAGAAGCCGAUAUGUAUGAUUGCUGCUACACGUACACCAAAAAGCAGCUGCCUUUAAAAGUUAUUAAGGAUUUUACAACCCAGAAUUCCUUUGAAGUGUGCGACAUUGAUGCAGUUAUCUUUAUUACAAGGAAAUUCCGAGUCUGUGCAAAUCCCAAGGAACAGUGGGUCAUUAAUGCAACCAAAGCAAUCAGCAAAAGACGAAAGAAAACUUCCAAAACAGAUUAGAGCAACCCACUGAUGAACAUUUCUUCAUGAUUUUCGUCAAUGUUUUCAAUGUUUCUUUUUUUGGCUUGCAAAAAAGCGACCUAACCCUGGUUUCAUCUGAAACAUCCAAAUAUGCUUCUUAUUUAGCAUUCUGAUCACAUUGCAUCAUUACUGCAUCUGCUUAUUCGAGCAAAUGUUUAUGUAUAUAUUAUUGGCGGCUUACAUAUAGUCCUGUAUGUCCUGUCACUGUAAUCUCUGCUUUCAUAGCAUUACAAGGAUGUAGCUGUUUCUUAUCUGUAAUAAGACAUGUCUGUAUAACAGUAAACUGGAUGCUUUCAUUUCUCUAUGAGAAAAAUAAUUACCGUGAAAGGGCAGAAAACUGUUGGGCUUCCAUCAGCAUGUCUCUUUGAAAAGCUCUUCUCCAGAUUUAGUUUUGAGAUUAAAAGGCUGAAAGUCCUGAGUGUGCUCAUCACUGCCUCGAUGCUUGAGUAAAGACUGUAUAUGUUAGUCUUCACCCCACUUUCCCACAACAUGUAGGUUAGGGAGACUGAGUAGGACAGGAGAGAUCCAGGAAGGAUAAAUAUGUUGCAAGAUGAAUGAAGGAAGCUGGGCAAAGAUCAUACCAGCUCACGAACAGCCAAACCCAUAAUAAUGAUGGAACCCCAGAAGCUAAAUGUUAUUCUAGCAUGGCUACCAAUUAAUCCAAGCAGUGACCUCUCAGCUCCAGGUUAUCAUGUUGCUUAAAAAAUGUGUAAAUGUUUUAUAAUAAUCCUGACUCUGCUUGUUCUUUUUGGAACUCGUUUGUUUCUUUGUUAUAAGACCAGUGCAAAUAAUAAAAUGUUUUACCACCUGGAA